This is a messenger RNA of Anas platyrhynchos (mallard), 3330 nucleotides long. It is a transcript of the gene MCOLN3, whose product is annotated as mucolipin TRP cation channel 3. Lineage: Eukaryota; Metazoa; Chordata; Aves; Anseriformes; Anatidae. Gene Ontology annotation, molecular function: NAADP-sensitive calcium-release channel activity. The record is from RefSeq and is a predicted model, not a curated record. Gene Ontology annotation, cellular component: plasma membrane; lysosomal membrane.
GGGGGGUUUGCCGGGGUGUGAUUUCUGUCGGAGUUACGUAGGAAACUUUUAUUAAGCGAAUUGAAGAAAGAAGCCGAAUCCGGCACGUCUGUAGGUUUAUCCGUGACCCGGGCUGCCUGCUGUGUGCUUGCUGCCAGCAGCCUUCCUCUGGGCGGAGCGGCCCUGGCUGCCUGCUGACAGCCGGCAGCGUCUGUCAGGCGCUCGGGACGCAGGGAGCGGUGCUCCCGGGGGGCUCUGCCCGCCGCUGCCUCAGUGCUCGUCCAGCCCUGCCUCUGCCCCGCCGCUGCCCGCCGCCCCGAGGUCCCGCGGUGCCCGUGCCCGACAGCGGCGGGCUCGGGGCCGGGGAGGAGGCACCGACGGGGCAGGUCGGUCCCCAGGGAGUGCUGCCCGAGGCCUCGGGGCUCUGCCGGGCAGAAGGAAAAAUGGAAAAUCCGGAAGUGGCCAUAAGCAGCUGCAUUGCUUAUGAUGAUGAAGGGCUCUGCAGUUACAAACAACACCCGUCAGCAUCACAGGAGCUGCUGGUGGAAGACCAGCUCAGAAGGAAGUUGAAGUUCUUCUUUAUGAACCCAUGUGAAAAAUUCUGGGCUCGGGGCAGGAAGCCUUGGAAAUUUGGGAUUCAGCUACUCAAAAUAGCAAUGGUUACUAUUCAGCUUGUGCUUUUUGGACUGAGCAAUCAAAUGGUGGUUGCCUUCAAAGAAGAGAACACUGUUGCAUUCAAACAUCUCUUCUUGAAAGGGUACAUGGACAGAACAGAUGACACCUAUGCUGUUUACACACAGACAGAUGUCUAUGACCAGAUAUUCUUUGCAAUUAACCAGUACUUACAGCUGCCCAAUAUCUCUGUUGGAAACCACGCUUAUGAGAAGAGGGGAGCAGAAGAGACAGCCCUGGCUGUAUGUCAGCAGUUCUACAAGCGAGGAACCAUCUGUCCUGGAAAUGACACCUUUGACAUAGACCCGGAGAUUGUGACUGACUGCUUGUACAUUGAGCCGAUGACGCCUUUAGACAACAGAACAGUGGGAAAGCACAAUUUGAAUUUCACUCUGGAUUUCCACAGGCUAGUGGCAGUGCAGCUCAUGUUCAAUCUGAAGGCAAUCAACCUCCAGACUGUUCGUCACCACGAGCUCCCUGACUGUUACGAUUUCACUCUGACGAUACUGUUCGAUAAUAAAGCACAUAGUGGAAGAAUUAAAAUAAGUCUAGACAACGACAUAGAGAUCAGGGAAUGUAAAGACUGGCAUGUUUCUGGAUCAAUACAAAAGAAUACUCAUUACAUGAUGAUCUUCGAUGCUUUUGUCAUAUUGACUUGUCUCACCUCAUUGAUCCUUUGCACGCGAUCAGUGGUUAAAGGAAUUCGACUCCAAAGGGAAUUUGUAAGCUUUUUCCUAUAUUAUUAUAAGAAAGAAGUAUCUUUCAGUGCUCAGAUGGAAUUUGUCAAUGGGUGGUACAUCCUGAUUAUAGUUAGUGAUAUCCUAACUAUUGUUGGAUCAACUCUCAAGAUGGAAAUACAAGCCAAGAGUCUGACAAGUUACGAUGUGUGUAGCAUACUCCUAGGAACAUCCACUAUGCUUGUGUGGCUUGGAGUCAUUCGCUACCUAGGUUUCUUUCAGAAGUAUAAUCUUCUCAUUCUAACACUGCGAGCAGCUUUACCCAACGUAAUGAGGUUCUGCUGUUGUGCUGCUAUGAUCUAUCUGGGCUAUUGUUUCUGUGGAUGGAUUGUACUGGGGCCAUACCACGUGAAGUUCCGUUCUCUGAACACAGUUUCUGAAUGCCUUUUUUCAUUGAUAAAUGGAGACGACAUGUUUGCCACCUUUGCAAAAAUGCAGCAGAAAAGCUACUUGGUUUGGUUAUUCAGUAGGAUCUACCUCUAUUCCUUCAUCAGUCUGUUCAUCUACAUGGUUUUAAGUCUUUUCAUUGCGCUCAUUACAGAUACUUAUGAAACUAUCAAGCACUACCAACAAGAUGGCUUUCCAGAGACAGAACUUCAGCGUUUUAUAUCGCAGUGCAAAGACUUACCAAACUCUGGCAGGUACAGGUUAGAAGAGGAGAGUUCUGCGUCUCUAUUUUGUUGUUGCAACAGUCCCAGGGAACGUAUCUGAUGGUUUGUGGGAGCUUAUCUUGGAGGCUUUGAAGCAGCACAUGUUGCAAGAACUGAAUAGUGGAGUCAGCAGAAAAUGUUACACCUUAAGUCGGAGUGCUUUUCUCCAUAAACAGCAUAAGCCUGUGGCAGAAGCUUGUGGUAAACUUACAGCCUUUCUGAUUAGGCACUCUCACUUCUAGUUCAGGUUUGUUUGUUUGUUUUUUAGCUUUGUUCUAUUUGUUUCCUCAGUCAAAUAGUGCUGGACUGCAAAGGGCAUUAACAAGCUGUCUGUGGUCAGACACUUGGCUAGAUUGUACAAGGGACUAGGAAGGCAGGAACUUUAAACUGCAAGAAAUGGUGCUGGACAACUGCGACUUUGAAUACCGAGCUGGCCCUCAGUACUGCAGGCAUUCUCUCUCACUCACUGAAUGAACUAAGGCAGACUCUAGUGCCCUCAGCAUUUUUGUUUAUCUGCAGUCAUAGUGAAAAUAAACUCCACCUUCGAAAUUUGGUGGAACUUGUUUCUGGAGAUGUUACAGUGAAUUGGUGCAUAAGCCAUUCAAAUACGGCUGUGAGCACAAACCAAAUACUUGUCUACAGAGAAGCGCCACACAACGUCAAUGGCAGCCUCUUCUCAGGGAGGAUAUGACUGAAGUCAGAGGACAAGGGGAGAGGAGGGAUGUAGACCAUCUACAUCCAGCUCCAGUAAGGGUCAGUUGCGGUCUUCAGCUUAGCAGUCUGCUUACCUUCUGUUUUUAAAGGAAAAUUCUGACAGAAGCACUUUCAAAGCAUCUAUUUUCUUAAGAUGAGAACUUCCCUUGGUACACUGGUCUGCAAACCUGGAGUAUAAACUAAGGUGAACACACAGACUCUGAGAGUCAUCUCACCACACUAUACAAACUGAUGUUUCCUAUCAACCUAAUAACCUGGUACUGUCUGUGGCUGUCUGAAACAUUAGAUCUUACAGAAUUUCAAUUCUGGCAAUUUGGAUGAUGUACUUUGCUCAUUGUGAUACCACUUAAUGGAUGCCUUAUUUUCUAUAGUCUAUUCACUCUGGGAGCAGAGGAGAAAAACAAAGGGAAGCAUAUUUUAGAUAAUUUGCAUUUGUAAGCAACAAUUUAGUAUGUGUGUGUGCAAAUAUGUAAUGAAAUUCUGUAUGCUGUGCACCAAUAUGAAGGACACUAAACAUAUUUUGUCUCAAUGUUUACAUAUUGUAAAUGUGCUACAAUAAACACUUGUGGUUGCAGUAA